This is a messenger RNA of Rasamsonia emersonii CBS 393.64, 1428 nucleotides long. RefSeq names its product Nucleoporin. Lineage: Eukaryota; Fungi; Ascomycota; Eurotiomycetes; Eurotiales; Trichocomaceae. Gene Ontology annotation, molecular function: structural constituent of nuclear pore. Gene Ontology annotation, biological process: protein localization to nuclear inner membrane; nuclear pore organization; NLS-bearing protein import into nucleus. The record is from RefSeq and is a predicted model, not a curated record. The transcript is spliced from 3 exons. Gene Ontology annotation, cellular component: nuclear pore; nuclear pore central transport channel. Bases 1 to 1428 code for a protein of 475 amino acids.
AUGUCUCUGUUCGGGAACCAGAACCAGAACCAGCAAUCGCAGUCUGGUAGCCUCUUUGGCAAUACUGCGAACAAACCCAGCCUGUUUGGCGGCUUUGGCUCGAGCACCACAGGGACCCAGCAGAAUCAGCAGAACCAGCAGAGCGGGGGUGGACUUUUCGGCUCUACGCAGAACAAACCUGCUGGAACAGGCCUGUUCGGGUCGACGCAAAAUCAGCAGAGUGGUGGUACUGGGCUGUUCGGUUCCACAACAACGUCACAACCGCAACAAACUGGAGGUUUGUUUGGGGCGUCGACGCAGAAUCAGAACCAGCAGCAGCAGUCGGGGUUAUUCGGCGCGUCUACUCAGACUCAGAAUCAGCCGCAAUCGACAGGAUUGUUUGGAUCAAGCACGCAGCAGAAACCGCAAGGGAGUCUCUUUGGCGGAUUCGGACAGCAACAACAACCCCAACAGCAGCAGCAAGGUGGUGGACUGUUUGGGGGAACGAGCACCACCACGCAGCAGCAGCAGCAACCGCAACAGCACUCACUCUUUGGAGGAUCUUCUCUUUUUGGUGGUCAACAGCAGCAGGCGCAACAACAGCCUCAAUUAGGGCAGAGUGUGGGUCAACAGCAGAAUUUGGGUUCGUCGCUAUGGUCGCCAGGUCGUGCGAUUACUGGAGUCCAUAGAACGGUGCCCAUGCAGAUGUUGAUCGUCAAGGACAAAUGGGAGCCUAUCAACCGAUCGUCACCCUUCCGAACAUAUCUGUACAACUAUGUUGGUGAAGAGCAAUCGCCAUUCUACCAGCCAGGCCCCGACGACGAUGAGAACAAAUGGGAGGAAGCUUUACGAGAAAGACCCAAUGCUGGCUAUGUCCCGGUCCUCGUGAAAGGGUUCUGGGAGCUCGGGAAGCGCGCACAGAGGCAGAAGGAUUUCCUUACCAUGAUGCAGAUUCGCCUUCACGAGAUCAACAAGUGCCUUACAGACCUGCUUUCUCGCCAUGACCUUAAAAUCUCGGUCAAGAUCGCUGACUGUCGGCGCAAACAUCUUGUCCUGAGCCAGCGUUGCCUCUCUCUUGCUGCAAAGACCCAGGUGCUGCGAAAUCGGGGCUACGCUAUGGACGACGCAGAGGAGGAGCUGAAGAAGAAACUACUUCAAUUGGAGCGUGCUGUCUUUGAUCCAUCAAUCACUGGACGGGCAGAGGAGAUCUGGGCAAGAAUGCUUGCCAUUCGUGAGCAUUCCAAGCGAUUGCAGGCGGAAAUUGAAAGGGCUGGCCCCGGCGCAGCGACAGAAGCGGACGAAGCGCUCGAUGAAUCUGUUGUGAAGACUGCGAAAAAGGUCUUGGAGGAUUAUGCUUCUCAGAUCCAGCAUUUGCACAAGGAGCUGGAGGCGGUUCGGAAGGAUUUUGAAGAAUUCGAGAAGUCUGCCGGCGGCUCAGCCGGUAAUUAA